AUGUGCACAGGCACAGUGUUCUUUCAGUUACCUGAGACUCGCUCGGCAGCUGGAGCCAUGAUGAAGAAAGAGAAAGGCAGAAAAUGUAGAGAUUUAGACAGAGAGAAAAGUGAAAGAGAUGAUAACUUGGAUAAGGAGCUGCUGUCUUUUGCAAAGCGAAAGUGGAUUGAUUCAGAUGAAAAAGAACAACCGGUGAAGAAGCCUACUGGAACUUCAGAUUAUGAAACCUUCGACAUUGGUAACGAGUGGACAGUUGGUGAGACUAAAAAUAAAAAUAAAUGGAAGCCAGGAAAAGGUGCAGAGAAGGAAGGAGCCAUGAAGAACCAUAUAAAUGCAACAGCCUCUUACUGCAGUUCUUCCACUGGCACUUCGGCUCAGAGCUUUAUACUAGAGGAAGAUGAGGUCUCAGGCUGCAACAACAUCCUAUCAAAAUAUCUACCUAUCUCUUUACCUGAAGAAUUAAAUAAAAUGUGGUUAUCUCGUCACAAGCUGGAACGCUGGUGCCAAAUGCCAUUCUUUGACAAAAUUGUUUCUGGUUGCUUUGUGAGAAUUGGUAUUGGCUAUUGUAACAACAAACCCGUGUAUAGGGUAGCAGAAAUCACUGAUGUGGUAGACACCGGCAAAGCUUAUCAACUUGGAAACACAAUUACAAACAAAGGCCUGACGUUACGGCAUGGCAGCGACCAGAAGGUUUUCCGAAUGGAAUUUGUUUCAAAUCAGGACUUUACUGAGAGUGAGUUCAUGAAAUGGAAGGUGGCAAUGUUCUCUGCUGGUAAGCAACUCCCCACCCUAGAUGAGAUGAACAAAAAAGAACUUUCCAUAAAAGGGGCCAUGAACUAUAAAAUCAAUGACCAGGAAAACAAAUAUGUACUGAAAGAAAAAGAGAGGUUCAGAAAAGCACCAUCUAACAUGAUGAAGAAAAUGCAAUUUAUGGAGGUAAAGGACUUAGCAGAAGAAGUUGCAGACCAAGAAAAGGCAAAUCAGAUCAAGGACCAGCUAUAUAAAUUAGAGAAAAAAGCAGAGUCCAUGGAUUGGCAGCAAGCAAGGACAAUCUCUACCAUUAGUUAUAUAAAUCAGAGAAAGAGGAACACUGUGGAGCCUAAGAAAGUUAUGGUGACUAAAUAUCAGAGUCAGAAGCAACAACAGAUGGAUCCCUGCAUAAGGAAGCAAUGUAGACCAAUACUGUUCACCAAUUCCAGAGACCCUAGAGUCCAAGCUAACACAAUUGCCCUGUUAAAUGCAAGGUAUGGAUCUGGAGAAAACACUGAAAUUAUCAAAGAAAAAUGUACUAAUGAAAACCAUGAGAAAGAAAGUAACGUCAAGUCAACCUUCAACAUCUCUGAAGACUUAUUUAAAGAGCACGAUUUUGAUAUAAACAUUGACCUGCAGAUUCCCAGCUCAGGAUCAAAUGCUCUGGCCAUAUCGUCAAAAGCUCCCGAUGCAAAGGGUGAAACUCAGAGAUCUUUAAAUUUGGAGGACUACAAUAAAAGGAUGGCCCCAUUCUAA
Messenger RNA from Bombina bombina (fire-bellied toad), 1506 nucleotides. RefSeq names its product RNA polymerase-associated protein RTF1 homolog. Gene Ontology annotation, cellular component: Cdc73/Paf1 complex. Lineage: Eukaryota; Metazoa; Chordata; Amphibia; Anura; Bombinatoridae. The record is from RefSeq and is a predicted model, not a curated record. The coding region runs from base 1 to 1506 and encodes 501 amino acids. Gene Ontology annotation, molecular function: DNA binding; RNA polymerase II C-terminal domain phosphoserine binding. The transcript has a single exon.